Molecule: messenger RNA, 219 nt
Organism: Rangifer tarandus platyrhynchus (Svalbard reindeer)
Lineage: Eukaryota; Metazoa; Chordata; Mammalia; Artiodactyla; Cervidae
Source: the annotation of a GenBank genome assembly
AUGAGAGUCAAUGUGGAUAAAGUGUUGGAAAGAGACCAGAAGCUCUCGGAGUUGGAUGACCGUGCAGAUGCGCUGCAGGCAGGAGCCUCCCAAUUUGAAACAAGUGCUGCCAAGUUGAAGAGAAAAUACUGGUGGAAGAAUUGCAAGAUGUGGGCGAUAGGAAUCACCGUUGUGGUCAUCAUCAUCAUUAUCAUCGUCGUGUGGAGUAUCUCUUCCUGA